ACUGUGUGCCCUCUUGUCUCCUUAUAAAGACAUUAGUCAUUGGACUUAGGGCCCACUCUAAUCCACUGUGACUCCAUCUUAACCCAUUACAUCUGCAAAGACCGCAUUUCCAACCAAAGUCACCUUCUGAGUUCUAGGUGGAUCUGGACUUGGGGGGGAAGCCAUUCAACCCACUGCAGUGCCCCUCUGGGCUUUCUUCGGGUUUCUCAUCUAUAAAAUGAUCUUUAGAGCUCUUUUUAGUCACAGCAUUCAAUAGUGCCAUGAAGAUUAUUCAGAAAAGAUAAAAACCUGAAAGCAAAGCUUUAUUUACAAGAAAAAAGCUGGUGGCUCUGCUUGUUUCUGCUCUAGGUCCAGUGGCUAUUGGGACAGCUGCUCCAUGCAUCCUAGCUCCCCUUUACUUACUGCAGUCUUUACUUUGGAUACAAGUUUAAGACUGUUGGCUGUGAUGAGAAGGAAACUUAAAAGUUUGAGGACUUAGUAACAGAGUUGUAUUUGAUGAUAUGGCUCAGGUGAAGUAGAAAUGGAGAGCUCUGGAGCUGCGAGCAGGUAUUCGGGGCCCAGCUUUUGGAAUGCCUUCCAUGUGAAGGAGUUACAGAGGAUGGGAUGGAAAGGAGGGCUGUGAAACAAGAAGUGAGUCAUAGCCAUUCAAACAUUUACUUGUUCAUUUUACCAACACAAAGCUGCCUUAACAAACAAGUACACGUGUUUUCUGGGUGUUUCUUCCUGCCAACUCCUAAACUUGCAUGAGGGAUGAGGAAACCCACCAGUUCCUCAAACUGAAGCCAGUACAGGCUACUCUGUCGUCUUUGAAGAUGUUAGAUGUGGGAAAGUGGCCAAUUUUUUCCCUUUGUUCUGAGGAAGAACUGCAGUUAAUUCGUCAGGCUUGUGUCUUUGGCAGUGCUGGCAAUGAAGUUUUAUACACUACAGUAAAUGAUGAGAUUUUUGUGCUUGGCACAAACUGCUGUGGCUGUUUGGGGUUAGGUGACGUCCAGAGCACCAUUGAACCUCGGAGACUGGAUUCUUUAAGUGGCAAAAAAAUAGCCUGCCUCAGCUAUGGGAGUGGUCCACAUAUUGUCCUUGCAACAACAGAAGGAGAAGUCUUUACCUGGGGCCACAAUGCUUAUAGCCAGCUGGGCAAUGGGACAACUAAUCAUGGUUUAGUGCCCUGUCAUAUCUCUACUAACUUGUCAAACAAACAAGUCACUGAAGUGGCCUGUGGGUCUUACCAUUCUUUGGUGCUAACAUCUGACGGAGAGGUAUUUGCCUGGGGUUAUAAUAACUCUGGGCAGGUAGGAUCUGGAUCAACAGUUAAUCAGCCAAUCCCUCGAAGAGUCACUGGCUGCUUACAGAAUAAAGUAGUUGUGACCAUAGCAUGUGGGCAGAUGUGCUGCAUGGCGGUAGUGGACAGUGGGGAGGUCUACGUCUGGGGUUACAAUGGAAACGGGCAGCUCGGACUUGGCAACAGUGGCAACCAGCCAACCCCUUGCAGAGUGGCAGCUUUGCAAGGCAUCCGUGUCCAGCGGGUCGCCUGUGGCUAUGCACACACAUUAGUAUUAACAGAUGAAGGCCAAGUGUAUGCUUGGGGUGCCAAUUCUUAUGGGCAGUUGGGCACUGGCAAUAAAAGCAACCAGUCCUAUCCUACUCCUGUCACUGUGGAAAAGGACAGGAUUAUCGAGAUUGCAGCCUGUCACUCCACCCAUACGUCUGCGGCCAAGACGCAGGGUGGGCACGUGUACAUGUGGGGCCAGUGCCGGGGCCAGUCCGUGAUCCUCCCGCACCUCACCCACUUCUCCUGCACCGACGACGUGUUUGCCUGCUUUGCCACUCCCGCCGUCACGUGGCGCCUCCUCUCCGUGGAACCUGAUGACCACCUCACAGUGGCUGAGUCGCUGAAGAGGGAAUUUGACAACCCCGACACUGCAGACCUGAAGUUUCUGGUGGAUGGAAAGUACAUUUAUGCACAUAAAGUCCUUCUCAAGAUUCGAUGUGAGCAUUUUCGUUCGUCGUUGGAAGAUAACGAGGAUGAUAUUGUAGAAAUGAGUGAAUUUUCAUAUCCUGUUUACCGGGCCUUCCUGGAAUACCUGUACACAGACAGCAUCAGCCUUUCUCCUGAGGAGGCAGUAGGACUGCUAGACUUGGCGACAUUUUAUAGAGAAAAUCGUUUGAAAAAGCUCUGCCAACAAACUAUCAAGCAAGGCAUCUGCGAGGAGAACGCCAUCGCUCUGCUCUCGGCUGCGGUGAAGUAUGAUGCCCAGGAUUUGGAAGAAUUCUGCUUCAGGUUUUGCAUAAACCACCUGACUGUAGUAACACAAACUUCGGGUUUUGCGGAAAUGGACCAUGAUCUCCUGAAGAACUUUAUCAGCAAAGCAAGCAGAGUUGGAGCCUUUAAAAAUUGAUCCCAUCUGCAGGAAAGGAGUUUUUGAGCCUUUCCAUUUCCCCUGCAAAAGCCAGAGAUGAAUCACUUCUCUUUAAUUAAUAGUAUGUAUCAUGAGCUACAUUUGGCUGAGUACUUGUAUCUGUCAAAAGAAGGAUGUUGAUGAGUGGUCUUCAUCUGCCUAAAUCCAGAGUUUAUGUAGAAAGCAUUGAAUGUUCUGAUCAGAUGUGACCAAGUUCAAGGAACAAAAAAAUUGAAAUAAUCUUAUUUACCAAUUCCUCUUUUGAGUCACUUACGUUGGACACCUUUGGUACCCUGGUCUCAA
Molecule: messenger RNA, 2699 nt
Organism: Cebus imitator (Panamanian white-faced capuchin)
Lineage: Eukaryota; Metazoa; Chordata; Mammalia; Primates; Cebidae
Gene: RCBTB2
Product: RCC1 and BTB domain containing protein 2
Exons: 13
Coding region: 744-2396 (550 amino acids)
Molecular function (GO): protein binding
Source: RefSeq, a predicted model, not a curated record